AUGACCGAAGAAAAGACCACACCGCAGAACUUUAUCCGCCAGCAUAUCGAUAGCGAUCUGCGAGACGGCGCGCGCACCGAGAUCAUCACGCGCUUCCCGCCCGAGCCCAAUGGAUACUUACAUCUGGGGCACGCCAAGGCAAUUUGCCUAAAUUUUGGUGUGGCACGGGACUAUAACGGUCGCUGCAAUCUGCGCUUUGACGACACCAACCCGGAGAAAGAGGAGCAGGAAUACAUUGACGCCAUUAAGCGCGAUGUUAGCUGGCUCGGUUUUGAGUGGUCGUCGCUGCACCAUGCGUCGGAUUACUUCGAUACCCUCUAUGGCUACGCUGAGGCUCUGAUCGAGAAGGGUCUGGCCUACGUUGACUCGCAAAGUGCUGAUGAAAUGCGACGCAAUCGGGGCAAUUUGACCGACCCCGGUACCGACAGUCCUUUCAGAGACCGACCGGUAGAAGAAAAUCUUGACCUGUUGCGACGGAUGAAAGUCGGAGAGUUCGAGGAUGGCGCGCAUGUGUUGAGAGCGAAAAUCGACAUGGCCUCGCCAAACAUAAACAUGCGUGACCCGGCGUUGUAUCGGAUUCGCCAUAUUGCCCACCCACGGACCGGCCAGCAGUGGUGCAUCUAUCCGACGUAUGACUUCACUCAUGGUCAAUCGGAUGCGAUUGAGCAUGUCAGCCAUUCGCUCUGCACGCUUGAGUUCGAGGAUCAUCGACCGCUUUACGAUUGGUUGAUUCAGAACCUGCCGGUACCGUCGCAGCCUCGCCAGAUCGAGUUUUCGCGGUUGGAGCCGCUGUACACGAUUACUUCGAAGCGCAAGCUGCUUGAGUUGGUUAACGAGGGCCUGGUUGAUGGCUGGGACGACCCACGGAUGCCUACGAUCUCGGGGUUGCGGCGACGUGGCUAUACCCCGGAAGCCAUCCGUCUGUUCAUCGAGCGGGCCGGGGUCAGCAAGGCCAAGAACGAAGUCGAUCCGGCAACCCUUGAAGGGGCGUUACGGGAAGAUUUGGGUGACAAAGCCCGCCGUGUUAUGGCGGUGCUUGACCCAUUGAAAAUUGUGUUGACCAACUAUCCGGAAGGUCAGGUCGAAUCGGCCGAUAGUCCUUAUCAUCAACAAAAACCAGAGCUGGGUUCUCGCGAGCUACCGUUUACCCGUGAACUGUAUAUCGAGCGCGAUGAUUUCAUGGAGUCACCGCCUAACAAGAAGUACAAACGACUCAAGCCCGGUGGCUCGGUCCGGCUGCGGUUUGGCUACAUCAUCGAUUUUGAGGAAAUGAUCAAAGACGAGCAGGGCAAUAUCGUUGAGCUGCGUUGUACCUACGACCCCGAGACUCGGUCUGGUCAUGACGAAAGCGGCCGCAAGGUAAAGGGCACGAUUCAUUGGGUGUCAGCUGAGCAGUGCUGUGACGCGCAAGUCAGGCUUUAUGACCGCUUGUUCACCAUCGAGCGCCCAACCGGCGAUAAGGACCGUGACUUCAAGGCGUUCAUCAACGCGGACUCGCUUACGGUGGUUAAUGUCAAGUUGGAGCAAAGCCUCAAUAGCGCGCAACCCGGUGAGCAUUUCCAGUUUGAGCGCACGGGUUACUUCGUCGUCGACACCGUUGAUUCGCAACCCGGCCAGCCGGUGUUCAAUCGAUCGGUUGCUUUGAGGGAUUCUUGGGCAAAACAACAAUAG
Nerophis lumbriciformis (worm pipefish) is the source of this 1671-nucleotide messenger RNA. Lineage: Eukaryota; Metazoa; Chordata; Actinopteri; Syngnathiformes; Syngnathidae. The record is from RefSeq and is a predicted model, not a curated record.